CCGGUUCCGGUGGAAGAUGGAGCAAGUGAGGUGAAGGAUGUAGCUCCAGGGGAAGCGGCCCAGUCAGGCCUCCACCUCCCUCCUCCAUGGGCCAGCAGGUCGGACUGCUAUGGAAUAUGAGGGGAAGCUGGCCCGCUUCCGACAGGGACACCUCAACCCCUUUGACAAGACCCCCCUUCAGGCCUCACCUGACCCCAGGACGAGCAACAGCGAAGCUGAGUUCCCGCAUAAAGACCUGAGGCUGGAAUUGACCUCUGAGGAGCCGACCUUUCUGUGUUCAGAGCGUGCCAUGGACCUGGGACUGGCGGAGGAUCACUUCUCUCGGCCUGUGGGGUUCUUCCUGGCCUCUGACAUUGAGCAGCUGCGCCAAGCCAUUGAGGAGUGCAAGAGCCGGAUCCUGGACCUCCCGGACAAUUCGGAGAAGCAGAAGGACGCGGUGGUGCGGCUCAUCCACCUUCGGCUCAAACUCCAGGAGCUGAAGGAUCCCAGUGAAGACGAGCCCAACAUCCGCAUCAUCCUCGAACAUCGCUUCUACAAGGAGAAGAGCAGCAAGAGCGUGAAGCAGACCUGUGACAAGUGCAGUGCCAUCAUCUGGGGCCUCCUCCAGACCUGGUACACCUGCACAGGUUGCUCUUACCGCUGCCACAGCAAGUGCCUGGACCACAUCACCAAGCCCUGCGUGCGCUCCAAGGUCAGCCACCAGGCCGAGUACGAGCUGAGCAUCUGCCCAGAGACUGGGUUGGAUAGCCAGGACUACCGCUGUGCCGAAUGCCGGGUGCCCAUAUCCCUCCGGGGAGUCCCAAGUGAGGCCCGGCAGUGUGACUACACAGGCCUUUAUUUCUGCGGCAACUGUCACUGGAACGACCAGGCCGUCAUUCCCGCCCGGGUCAUCCACAACUGGGAUUUUGAACCUCGUAAGGUCUCUCGCUGCAGCAUGCGCUACCUGGCCCUGAUGGUGUCGCGGCCAGUCCUCAAGCUGCGCGAGAUCAACCCUCUUCUGUUCAAUUACGUUGAGGAGCUGGUGGAGAUCCGGAAGCUGCGCCAGGACAUCCUCCUCAUGAAGCCAUACUUCAUCACCUGCAAGGAGGCCAUGGAGGCCCGGCUGCUGCUCCAGCUGCAGGACCGGCAACACUUUGUGGAGAAUGACGAAAUGUACUCACUGCAAGACCUAAUUGACAUCAAUGCUGGGCGGCUUGGCUGCUCCCUGACAGAGAUCCAUACACUGUUCGCGAAGCACAUUAAACUGGACUGUGAGCGGUGCCAAGCAAAAGGUUUCGUGUGUGAACUCUGCAAGGAGGGGGACGUGCUUUUCCCCUUUGACAGCCAUACCUCAAUGUGCAUGGAUUGCUCAGCUGUCUUUCACAGAGAUUGCUAUUACGACAACUCCACAACAUGCCCUAAAUGCGCCCGACUCAAUCUGAGAAAGCAGUCGCUGCUGAAGGAUCCCAGCAUGGAGCUGCAAGCCUAACAACGUCUUCCAGAGACACAAUAGUAUUGGAGGCUUGGUCUUCCCCAGUGGGCUGGGCUCCACCAGAAUUUACCUGGGAAGAGGGUCGUCUCAUAUUGGUAGAAGGAUAUGCAUAUUACCCAGGAAUGCUGUUGAGAAUGUACUGUUGAAAGCUGGACAAUCAAGCAGCUGGACAGAGAAAGCUGCCAAGACGUCUCCAUGUGUGCUGGGCUUUGGAAUAUCUCCAGAUCUCAAAUUAGGAGAUGAAGGACUCACUCAAGGUUUGGGCUAAGAGAAGGACAUGCUGUUGGCUUAAGGAUGACUCCAAGCCAGUCUGGAGAGAGAACUACGAAGGCAAGGCUGGCUGCCAGCUUUCCUUAGUGACUGCUUCUUAGCACUGCCGGCCUGUGCUCUGUGCUGGCGCAUGGCAACAAAAGUGCGGCUGUGGCCUCCUUCCAGGCAAGGAUAACUAUAUCUGGAAAGGAGAUUUCAGUUAUAUUGGCCUUAGGGAGGUGGCUUGAUAUCCUCAAGUUAUUUCUUCUAUUUGGAGGUGGAAAGAGAGGACCUUCUCUCCUCCAUGGUGCUCAAGGAAUGGGUUGGAACAGUCCCUGGCAUCCCCUGAGAUGGCCGAUCAUAGUUGAAACCACAGUAAAUUAUCACAGGCACUCAAAUCACUUUAAAUAAAGCUGUGUGUGAACUCUU
Molecule: messenger RNA, 2149 nt
Organism: Anolis sagrei ordinatus
Lineage: Eukaryota; Metazoa; Chordata; Lepidosauria; Squamata; Anolidae
Gene: DEF8
Product: differentially expressed in FDCP 8 homolog
Source: RefSeq, a predicted model, not a curated record